Benincasa hispida (wax gourd) is the source of this 1270-nucleotide messenger RNA. RefSeq names its product PIN domain-like family protein (gene MEE21). The record is from RefSeq and is a predicted model, not a curated record. NCBI's taxonomy places the organism in Eukaryota, Viridiplantae, Streptophyta, Magnoliopsida, Cucurbitales, Cucurbitaceae. Gene Ontology annotation, cellular component: small-subunit processome.
CCCCAAUUGGCCACCCCUCUCCCCACCAUUAGCUCGUCUCAGCCUCCCGAACAGAGCGCUGCCGCAUCCUCCCUUUCACAGUCUCUCGUCUCUCCGAGCAAUCGAAGUUACCUAUCUUUUACAACCUUAACUUCCGCCGUUGGUGAUCUCUCCACCGCCGCUAAUUUAUCAGUUCGACAGAUUCCAAGAUGGGAAUCAAAAAACAAAAGCGUCAACGAAGAGCUGUGAGAUUCUACACUACAUGUUGUGGGUUCCGGCCUCCCUUUAAGAUCUUCUUGGAUGGUACUUUUGUGCACCAUCUUAUCUCCAAUCAGAUAAUGCCCGCUGAUGAUGCCAUUGCUAAAACUGUUGGAGACAAAGUUAAGCUUUUUACCAGUAGAUGUGUACGCUUAGAGUUGAGAGCUCUUGGCCAAUCAUACUCCCGAACUUUUGAGGCAGCUAAUCAGUUGUUCACUGCGAGAUGCAACCAUGUACAAAGAAAGAGUGCUGAGGCAUGUAUCAGGGAUGUGAUUGGGGAAUCAAAUCCUGAGCAUUUCUUUCUUGCCACUCAAGAUGCUAAUCUUAGGCAGCAGCUUCGUGAGAUCCCUGGGGUCCCACUCAUAUAUGGUCUGAGAAAUGCACUUUUCAUGGAGCAACCAUCCGAUGUGCAACGACAGUUUGUUAAGUCUUUAGAAGAAGAAAGAAUGCACAUGUCUGAGGCAGAAAGAAGUUUAUUGAAGAGAAAAAGGAAGUAUGAGGUGGAAUCCGAUAAAACUAAUGGACCUGAAGAUUUUGGAGAUCAAAAUUCAGAACCGCAGGUCUUCGAAAAAAAGAAGAAAAAGAAAAGCAUUCCAAAUAAUAUGAUAGACAGAGCUCAAUUCAAGCGAAACAAAGCAAAGGGUCCGAAUCCACUUUCAUGUUUGAAGAAAAAGGUCAAACCAAGCUCACAUCCUGUUGCAGAGAAGAAGAAGGAUGAUGGUAAUGAUGGUAAUGCUGCUCCAAAGCAGACUCGGAAACGCAAACGGUCACGAAAGGGCAAAGAGCCAACCGAGAAUGUUGCGUCAUAGUUGUUGAAAGAAGGUUGGGAUGUUGUUUCCCGUUAUUUUUGCUGUGGUUUUUCUCUAGAUACCCUAUGCAGGAAGGUUUUGAAUCUCUUUUGUGUUUAGAUACACAAGUCUAUUGUUUUAAGAUAUAAAGUAGUUUACAAAUACAAGGCAUUUUCAUUUAUCGAAUUCCAUUUCUUGUAGUACAAUGUAUUUAAUUAGUAAACCAUGUUUUUUUGCAAGUUAAA